This is a messenger RNA of Talpa occidentalis (Iberian mole), 1273 nucleotides long. RefSeq names its product apoptosis and caspase activation inhibitor (gene AVEN). The transcript is spliced from 9 exons. The record is from RefSeq and is a predicted model, not a curated record. Bases 1 to 1098 code for a protein of 365 amino acids. Gene Ontology annotation, biological process: negative regulation of G2/M transition of mitotic cell cycle. Lineage: Eukaryota; Metazoa; Chordata; Mammalia; Eulipotyphla; Talpidae.
AUGCUCUUCUGGAUGCAGCAACAAGAAAGUAUGAAAGGCAGAGAUACAGCAUGUUUGUUUACCAGUGUGAAGGAUCCUUUAGAAGGCAAACACUCACAGGUAGAAGAGAUUUGGGGGAAUCGUGGGAGAGACGUCUGUGAGGAGAUGAGCAGCGUCAGGACUGCAGUAGAGGCAAUGGCCAGACAAUGGAGUCGACGCCCCUUUACAGGCAGGGAGGGCGAGAUUAUCUUCCUCAUGGCAAGAGGCGGCGCCCCGCGGGGCGGCCGCCGGGAGCCGGGAGGCCGGGGCGCCGGGGCCCCCGAGCGGGUUGAAGAGGACAGUGAUGCAGAGACCUAUGGAGAAGAGAAUGAGGAGCAGGGAUAUUAUUCUAAAAGAAAAGUAGUCUCUAACUGGGAUCGAUAUCAAGAUAUUGAAAAAGAAGUCGAUCGUGAAGGUGGAGAAUCACAGAGGGGCACAGAUUUCAGUGUCCUCCUCAGCUCCGCAGGAGACUCGUUCUCACAGUUCCGGUUUGCUGAGGAGAAGGCGUGGGAUGGCGAGGCCUCCUGUCCCAAACAGAACUCGGCACUCUACGUGGACUGUGAGUCACUGGUCCAGGCCCUGCAGGAACUGCCCCUCUCAGUCCGACUCAACGUUGCUGCUGAAUUGGUCCAGACCACCCUCCCUUCAGAGCUUCCUCAGGUGAAGCCAAAGAGAAGGGACGAGGGCCAGGGGCCAGGGAUGCAGUUAAAAGGGCCCCUGGGGCCUGGAGGGAAGGGGGCCGUCUCCGAGCUGAGAGCCGCUGGCUGCCCCAGACCAGCGCUGGCCGAGGGGUCUCAGAAGCCUGCCCCCCCGCCGUCGCCAGUGGCGGGCCAUCUGGAAGAAGAGCUCGAUCUACUGCUUACCUUGAAUUCGCCUGUGAAAGAGGAAGAGAACAUCUCACCGGCUCAGAUACCUCGGGACCUGGAAUCUGAGAAAGAUGGGGAGCUGGCCCAGGAAGAAGCGGUUCCUGCAAAGCCGUCUGUGACGGCAGAAGAGAAAGUGGAAUCAGAGCACCCGAGUACAUCAAAAGACGUUACGGAGGAAGAGCUGGAAGACUGGCUGGACAGCAUGAUUUCCUAAAGGACCAAAAAGUGCCUGAAGCAAAUUUUGGUUGCCUUGUAAGUAAGCGCUGUCCCACAACAGCUGGCUGGCGGCACGCCCGCGCCCACCUCUGUGUCUCAGCAUCUGGCAUAAUACAUUGAAGAAGCUCAUGGCACUUGUUCUCUGGCUUGGUGAUUUAAUAGGUUCCUCCAGG